This is a messenger RNA of Rubroshorea leprosula, 600 nucleotides long. The record is from the annotation of a GenBank genome assembly. NCBI's taxonomy places the organism in Eukaryota, Viridiplantae, Streptophyta, Magnoliopsida, Malvales, Dipterocarpaceae.
GAUAAUAAGCAUAGAGGAAAACAAAGCAGCAUAGUCAUGGAAGGCUUGAUUCCCUACCUACUUCAAGCUAUGAAGAAGCAGAAAACUCACCGCAGCUUCAGGUCUAAGUCUAUGGACUCUAGCAGAAGCUACCAUCUGAUGAUUGGCGGUGGACAGGACUCGCUUGAGGGCUCAUCUCACCGGCGAACCAGGUCUGAGUUCCAGCCACCUAACGAGGAAGUUCUGGAGCAGAGUGGGUUUAGCAAGGGUACUCUCAACUACCCAUCAACGGUUGGUGGCUCAAACAUGAUCAGCAGCUCUUAUCCUCAGCAACAACUGUCCCAGCCAAGCUACAACAUUGCUCCCAAUCUUCGACAUAGAAGACAUUAAGUUUCAAAGAUCAAACAGAAAAUGCAGAGUUUGAAGUUAAUGAUUCGAUUGAUUUGUUGAAUGGUCUUUCUUCUAGUUAUUUGGACAUUAUCUGCAAGUGUAUCCUGUUAAUUAAGAUAUUGUCUUGAUUCUUAAAUGUUGAAUUGUGCAUUCAAACAAUUUAUGUAAUGAAAAUGAGAGAGCUGUCCUGCAAAUGCCACAUGAUUUGCUAAAUAAAUUCAGUUUCUCCUU